Gambusia affinis (western mosquitofish) is the source of this 3188-nucleotide messenger RNA. RefSeq names its product 5'-3' exoribonuclease 2 (gene xrn2). Bases 145 to 3048 code for a protein of 967 amino acids. Gene Ontology annotation, molecular function: RNA binding; zinc ion binding; 5'-3' RNA exonuclease activity. Lineage: Eukaryota; Metazoa; Chordata; Actinopteri; Cyprinodontiformes; Poeciliidae. The record is from RefSeq and is a predicted model, not a curated record. Gene Ontology annotation, cellular component: nucleus. The transcript has 31 exons. Gene Ontology annotation, biological process: nuclear-transcribed mRNA catabolic process.
GGAGAAAGUUCGCAAUGCUGCUUCUAUAACAGCAUGUAGCCGCAGCGUUGGAGCACAGCAGAACCCAGAACCGGAUCCGAAAUUCACCCGUGGUCCCUUUUAACGUUUUAGGAUUUUAUCAACCGACCGAAAAAGUCCGCAGAUAUGGGAGUUCCGGCUUUUUUCCGCUGGCUGAGCCGGAAGUACCCGUCGAUAAUCGUCCACUGUGUGGAGGAGAAGGGGAAGGAGUGUAACGGCGUUCGCAUCCCGGUGGACACGACCAAGCCGAAUCCCAACGAGGUGGAGUUUGAUAACCUGUACCUGGACAUGAACGGGAUCAUCCACCCGUGCACCCACCCUGAGGACAAGCCCGCUCCAAAGAAUGAGGAUGAGAUGAUGGUGGCGAUAUUUGAGUACAUCGACCGCCUGUUCAACAUCGUGCGCCCCAGGCGGGUUCUCUACAUGGCCAUCGACGGAGUGGCUCCCCGGGCCAAAAUGAACCAGCAGCGCUCCCGGCGGUUCCGGGCCUCCAAGGAGGGGGCGGAGCUGACGGAGGAGAAGAACCGCAUGAGGGAGGAGGUCACCCAGAGAGGAGGAUAUCUUCCACCAGAGGAGAUCAAGGAGCGAUUCGACAGCAACUGCAUCACUCCUGGCACAGAGUUCAUGGAUAACCUGGCUCAGUGUCUGCGUUACUACGUGGCGGAGCGGCUCAGCAACGACCCGGGAUGGAAGAACGUGGCGGUUUUCCUGUCUGACGCCAGCGUUCCAGGGGAAGGAGAACACAAGAUCAUGGAUUUCAUCAGGAGACAGAGAGCUCAGCCCAACCACGACCCGAACACACACCACUGCCUGUGUGGCGCAGACGCUGACCUCAUCAUGCUGGGCCUGGCCACCCAUGAGCCAAACUUCACCAUCAUCAGGGAGGAGUUCAAGCCCAACAAGCCGCGGCCGUGUUCGCUGUGCGGCCAGACGGGCCACGAGAUCAAGGACUGUCAGGGCGUGGCGCGCCAGAAGCAGGGAGAGCAUGAUGAGUUCGCCGGCGCCAUGCCUGCAGCCGAACAGGAGUUCAUCUUCAUCAGGCUCUGUGUCCUGAGGGAGUACCUGUCCAGAGAGCUGACCAUGGCCAGCCUGCCGUUCCCCUUUGACUUUGAGAGGAGCGUGGACGACUGGGUCUUCAUGUGCUUCUUCGUGGGAAACGACUUCCUGCCUCACCUUCCUUCCCUGGAGAUCAGAGAGGGCGCCAUCGACCGGCUGGUCAGCAUCUACAAGGACGUGGUGCACAAGACCGGAGGCUACCUGACGCAGAACGGGUUUGUGAACCUGGAGAGGGUGGAGAUGAUCAUGCAGGCGGUGGGCGUGGCCGAGGAUAACAUCUUCAGGAAGCGCAAAGAGGACGAUGAGAACUUCAAGAGGAGAAACAAGGAGAAACGCAAGAGGAUGAAGGCCGAGCAGCAGGGUCCGGCCUUCAUGACCUCGGGUCAGUUCGCCCCCCAGGCCCUGGGCAGGCGGGACCGUCCUGAGCCGGUCCACAACGCUCGCUACCAGGCCUACGACAUGAGGAUGCAGUCGGUCGAGCAGCACAACAAGGAUGCAGCUCAGUCCCUGAAGUCCAUGAUGAGGAACGGCGGCAGGUCGUCUGCAGGCGUGAGCGACGGCACAGAUCGAGGAGUCAAAAGGAAAACUGAGGACAGCGACAGCGAGCCGGAGCCCGAAGACAACGUCAGGCUGUGGGAGGACGGAUGGAAGCAGAGGUACUAUAAGACCAAGUUCGACGUGGACGUGUCCGACGACGGCUUCAGGAAGAAGGUGGUGCGCUCCUACGUGGAGGGGCUGUGCUGGGUGCUGCGCUACUACUACCAGGGCUGCGCCUCCUGGAAGUGGUUCUUCCCGUUCCACUACGCUCCGUUUGCCUCCGACUUCAGAGAUAUCCAGGGAAUGUUCUCGGAGUUUGAGAAGGACACCAAGCCAUUCAAGCCUCUGGAGCAGCUGAUGGGAGUGUUUCCUGCCGCCAGUGGCAACUUCCUGCCGCCCACAUGGAGGAACCUGAUGAUGAGCGCGGAUUCCUCCAUCAUCGACUUUUACCCCGACGACUUCGCCAUCGACUUGAACGGGAAGAAGUAUGCCUGGCAGGGCGUAGCCCUGCUGCCGUUUGUGGAUGAGCGUCGACUGAGGGCAGCUCUGGCCGACGUUUACCCCGACCUGACGCCCGACGAAGUGCGGAGGAACAGUCUGGGCAGCGACAUCUUGUUCCUGGGCAGAUCUCACCCGCUGUUCGACUUCAUCCAUGAGCUGUACCGCUCAGAGACCCAGGAGGAGGCGCCGGUUCCGGCGGAGCUCUGCCACGGCAUCCAGGGAACGCUGAACCUGGACGAAGACCCCAUCCUUCCAGACGAGACGGUGAAGUCGCCCGUUCCUCUGCUCAGAGACAUUUCACUCAACAGCGCCAUCAAUGUGAAGUUCAGGGACCCUCAGUUCGCUGAAGGCUUCGUGUUCAAAGCGGUUCUGCUGCCGGGAGCCAAGAUGCCCAGCAAGGUGCUGAAACCAGAGGACUAUGAGCGGGGGGCCCGGGGGCCCUGGAGGCCCCAGCUGGGCUUCAACCCCAACAGGCAGCAGGCCCACCUGGACCAGUCCGGCUUCCGGGCGCUGGGCCACAGCCUGCCCAGAGCCCAGCAGUUCAGAGGUCAGUACAGCAACACUGCACCGCCCAGCAGCUACCACCAGGGGAGCUACAGCCGCCACGCCCACAGCAGCGGCCAGCAGCACUUCCAGCAUUCCAGGCAGAACGCGCCGCAGCGUCCGCCGCCGUCCUUCAGCAGCGUUCCGCCGCCGUUCCCCAGGCAGCAGCAGCCGUACCGCGGCGGGGGCCACGGCUGGGACCGGGCCCUCCAGGCUCAGCAGUCUGCGUACCAGCAGAACCUGAGCCGCGGCGGGGUGGGACCGGGCGGCUACCAGCAGCGCUACGGCCAGCACCGGGAAGACUGGAGCGAUCGCCGUGACAACCGGGGCCAGCAGCAGGCCAGAGGAUUCCCUCUCCCUCCUCCAUCCAGAAAUAUCCGCUGGAAUAACUGAAUUUUCCAGGAUGGGAAAAUUUUUUUAAUGUUUUAAUUUUCUCUGUAUAAUAUUUUCAUCUUUUUAAAACCAGCUUGUAAUCCGUGCUGUUGAAGUUUUGUUUCUGAAGAAAUUGUGGAAUAAAACAAAUGUUGCUGGGA